This is a messenger RNA of Talaromyces proteolyticus, 708 nucleotides long. RefSeq lists its product as uncharacterized. The record is from RefSeq and is a predicted model, not a curated record. Bases 1 to 708 code for a protein of 235 amino acids. Lineage: Eukaryota; Fungi; Ascomycota; Eurotiomycetes; Eurotiales; Trichocomaceae. The transcript has 2 exons.
AUGGAUGAAGAACGACGCACCAAGAUUGUAACCGCACUGCGCCAGUAUCGCGAAACAGUGUUGCAGCAUAACCUCUUCUUGCUGCGCAUUCUGUCGCCGCGAGGUCUACUCAACGACAAUGUGCGCACCGAGUUUAUUAGAUUGGCUAGCCUGGACGGAGUCUGUAACCUUGCAGUGAAUCUGAAGCAAAGAGAGGAAUACUUUACUGGCCUCCGGAAUCGCAUCGCAGAGAAGAACGUCGAGGUAGCAGAAUUACCCCCGGUCGACUUGGAGUACCUCUGUACGCUUGUCAGUGGCAUCACUGGCCCGGGACUGCCGUUGCACCGCGAGGCACAACAAACCGAUUUUGUAUCUUCCAUCGAAGAUGGAGGGCUGAGUGACAUGACAGAAAAUGUCACUGUGCCCAUUCGGGACAAUGAAGUAGAAAGUUACAAUGACUUCAUAGAUCUUUGGGAGGAGUGGGAGGUUUCUAUAGCAUUCAAGAUUGGUGGUAGUCUAUUUUGGGGCGGCUCUUAUGCCCUCUAUUGCCGUAAUCAGAACAAUGAACAAUGGAACUGGAGGUACGCUGUUCAUGAUGGAGACUGGCGCAGCAAUCUUUAUGAUAGUGUUGAGGAAUUUCUUGGCUUCUAUGCCCACUUCGGAGAAGAGACAGAGGAAGACAUUAGGAAGGAAAUUAGAAGGUUAUUAGGACCUAUCAGAAGUAUCUAA